Messenger RNA from Saprolegnia diclina VS20, 495 nucleotides. RefSeq lists its product as hypothetical. Lineage: Eukaryota; Oomycota; Saprolegniomycetes; Saprolegniales; Saprolegniaceae. The transcript has a single exon. The record is from RefSeq and is a predicted model, not a curated record. The coding region runs from base 54 to 434 and encodes 126 amino acids.
UCUGCAUUCGCUGGCUCGUCGCGGGGUCACUUUCCAAUCUGCCGGAUCCAUCCAUGGUCACGGGCGUCGCCGACACUGUCACCGACUGCAACUACGCGUACUCGUGCUGGGAAUCCUCCAUCUCCAAGAUGAACACUGUCUGCGCCGAGUACCCGCCUUUGUACCCGCGCCUCCAGCUCAAUGCCAACAUGCCGCCGCAAAUGAUCGCCGACAUCAUCAUCGACUUGAAGCAGCAGCGACGAGCCGUGGACGAGAAGCGCGCUACUGUCCUUGACAAUCUCAACAUGACCGACGACGACCAGGACGUCCAUGACGAUGAGACCAGUGGACACGUACUCAAGAAGCGCAAGGCCGAGACCGAGAUCCACCGACCGGUCGCCGAGUUUGCCCGCCUUUUUGUCGGCAACGUGGUCCCAGGUCCGCUGUGCUCCUAGACGUCGACCGCUCUCCCUAUUUAAGUUAAUAUCUCCGUCAAAGCUACACAUUUGUUCGCUU